AUGUUCAGCAUCGACACUGUGACCGGCUUCAUCUGUAGAAACUGCGAUCAGAAGGACGGACGCUGUUACGAUUAUCAAGUCCGCUUCUUGUGUCCACGCAGGUUCUGUGUCCAGGCCAAGUGCUGGACACAGUGGUUUGACAGAGAUAACCCCUCUGGCACCGGAGAUUGGGAGACUUUAGCCUCUCUUCAGUUCUCUUACCCGGAGCAGAUCUGUGCUGCUCCUCUACAGAUCCAGGGUCAGACCACCACAGGCCUUCCCGCCUCCGCCUCCGGAAACGUUCUCUCUGCAUAUGACACGACUGUGGGCCUCAUCUGUAAAAACUCUGAGCAGCAGAGGGGCCUCAAAUGUCAUGACUUCCAGGUUCGCUUCCUGUGUCCCCCUGACUUCUGCAGACCCAAAGACUGCUACACAGACUGGUUUGACCGGGACGACCCCUCCGCCACUGGGGACUGGGAGACUCUAUUUGCCCUCCGAGCAGAGUAUCCAGGACUCAUCUGCCCCAACCCUCUGCAGAUCCAGGUGCAGACUAUAAACGGGUACAGCGUGGCCGCCACCGGGAACAUCAUCACCACGGCGGACGUGGUGAAUGGUUUCAUCUGUCAGAACUCGGCUCAGCCCUCAGGCCUGUGUCACGAUUACAAAGUGCGCUUCGUGUGUCCGAUGGAUUUCUGUCAACACAAAGUUUGCUGGACGGCCUGGUAUGACAGAGAUAACCCUAGUGGCACAGGAGACUGGGAGCUUCUGUCUGAUCUGAAGAAACUUCAUCCAAACGAGAUCUGUGAGACUCCUCUGCACAUCGACGUGAGGACUGUGGGCAGCAACCUGCCCCUCACAGUCACUGGACAGGUCCUGCACAUCUACAGUCCCACUGAAGGAUUCGCGUGUCGUAACGAGGACCAGACGGGCCGUGGGUGCAGAGACUACAAAGUUCGCUUCGGAUGUCCCUGUAAAUACAUUGUGGACACAGACUAG
Boleophthalmus pectinirostris (great blue-spotted mudskipper) is the source of this 975-nucleotide messenger RNA. RefSeq names its product mucin-5B-like. NCBI's taxonomy places the organism in Eukaryota, Metazoa, Chordata, Actinopteri, Gobiiformes, Gobiidae. The transcript is spliced from 7 exons. The coding region runs from base 1 to 975 and encodes 324 amino acids. The record is from RefSeq and is a predicted model, not a curated record.